Messenger RNA from Phytophthora nicotianae INRA-310, 1334 nucleotides. Its product is annotated as trehalose-phosphatase. Gene Ontology annotation, biological process: trehalose biosynthetic process. The coding region runs from base 127 to 1056 and encodes 309 amino acids. The record is from RefSeq and is a predicted model, not a curated record. The transcript is spliced from 3 exons. NCBI's taxonomy places the organism in Eukaryota, Oomycota, Peronosporomycetes, Peronosporales, Peronosporaceae. Gene Ontology annotation, molecular function: trehalose-phosphatase activity.
GGCUGACGACAGCGAGGGCUCAGGGCAUCGACUAUUUCGGAGACUUGCAGAGCAUGUGCCAAUUGCACUCCUGCUAAGAGAAGGCCAAGCUCUUCCGCCACGUUGGCACUCGUUUGCUAUCUGUCAAUGGCUGCUACCACCACCGCAUCUGCUGGCAACGAGCAGCCGCGGACGCCUCGUCGACUCUCGGUGACGAACGCGAACGCGCUGGCUAACUUCAGCCAACUACAGGCGCACUUCCGUGACCACCGCCUCGUGGUCUUCCUGGACUACGAUGGCACUCUCACGCCGAUCGUGAAUGACCCGGCGCUGGCGCUGCUGUCGCCCACGAUGAAGGAUACGCUCGAGAAGCUACGCGAAAAGUUCAUCACGGGCGUGAUCACAGGCCGAUCGCUGGACAAGAUCCAAAAGUUCGUUAGCAUUCCGCAACUAUACUACGCUGGCAGUCACGGCUUUGAUAUUGAAGGUCCAGACGGCACCUCUAUCAAGAAUCAAGUAGCUGCGCAGUUCCUGACGGACUUGCAUGGGGUCCGUGACGAACUUGGAGCGCAAAUCAAAGACAUAGCAGGCGCCGAAGUGGAAGACAAUAUCUUCUCAGUGUCGCUUCACUACAGAAACGUCGAUCCGUCGUUGAGGACACAGAUCUCGAGUCUCGCGCACACUGUACGAGAGCAACACCCGCGCAUUAGAAUGAACGAAGGCAAGAUGGUUUACGAGUUCAAGCCCAAGAUCGAUUGGAACAAAGGCAAGGCGUUGUUGUGGCUCCUGCAAGCGCUUGGACUAGAUGAGCUUGACGACAUCUACACUAUUUAUAUCGGCGAUGACACCACUGACGAGGACGCGUUCCGGCUCUUCCAGGCGCACUACAACCGCAAGGGCGUGGGCAUCGUCGUCACCGAGGAGAGCGUGUCCACGGAUGCCUCCUUCACACUGCGAGACACCAACGAAGUCUGCGAGUUUCUGAACCGACUGAUCGCUUGCGGUGACCAUGCCAGGAGCACGCCUAGCAGCCCGCAGCCAACCGACCCACCUCCACCUCCUCAGCAGCAGUCGUAGCGAUUCUAGCAUUUUUUUUUUGUUGGAGCGGUUUGCUUUCUGCUGCUUUCGAUUUUUAGGACCCCGAUUUAAUGUUUCGCGCUACCCAUUUGUGCGCCAAUUUUGAUUAUCUUGUCACUACGUGGAUACUGCAGCAGACCAGCCUUGCAUAAUGCAAUGCAUUCGCAUCGUCGUCACUUUUCCAAUUGCGUUUCGGUCAUAUUCGCGUUUCAUCUGUAGAGCAGUUUAUCUUUAACGGCAUUAAAUUAAAAAUAAUUUUUAUUGUAUUGUGCUCGCCU